AUGCGCAUCAAUAUUAUUUUUGCUACGAUUGCUUUGCUUUUGUUUCAUAUAUGUGUAUCGGCAGAUCCUCCAAAUUGGUUAGGUACGUUCAAUAUAGAUGAGAGUUGUAAUCAAAAUGAAUGUUGUUGUGUAAGUGAACAAGCAACAAUAACAAAAGCAAGUGAUACACAAUUGUUAGUCUCGGCCAAUGUAGCCGGUAUACCUUGUCGAGAACAAUUAAAUGGAUCAACAACAAUUUCAGUAUUAAUUCCAAUUCCAACUGAUAAAAAUGGCUUCCAAAUAACAACAAAUUUUCUCGGUACUAAUAAUCGAUUUACAUUAAGUUCGGAUAGUCAAUAUAUUGCUAAUGUCAAUUUACAAUAUCCAAAAUGCAGUGGCAUGGCACAUCGUGUUGAUAGUAAUUGGUUGGGUACAUUUAUUUUAGAUGAUAGUUGUGUUCAAUCGGAAUGUUGUUGCCUUGUUGACAAAGUAGGAAUAUCCAAAUUGAAUAAUACACAACUUUUAGUUACGGCAAAUGUGGCUGGUGCAACAUGUGGUGUACACGCACCUACUACAGUUGAAAUACCAAUUCCAAUUCCACAAGAUAAACAUGGUUUUCAACUAACAACAUUUUUUGUUGGUAGUAUCAAUCGAUUUACAUUAACUUAUGAUAAUCAAUAUAUUGCUAAUGCUAAUUUACAAGCUCCAAGAUGUAGUGGCAUGGCACGACGAUCUUAA
Rotaria sp. Silwood1 is the source of this 717-nucleotide messenger RNA. The record is from the annotation of a GenBank genome assembly. Lineage: Eukaryota; Metazoa; Rotifera; Eurotatoria; Philodinida; Philodinidae.